Salvia hispanica is the source of this 1524-nucleotide messenger RNA. RefSeq names its product cysteine-rich receptor-like protein kinase 43. NCBI's taxonomy places the organism in Eukaryota, Viridiplantae, Streptophyta, Magnoliopsida, Lamiales, Lamiaceae. The record is from RefSeq and is a predicted model, not a curated record. Gene Ontology annotation, biological process: protein phosphorylation. Gene Ontology annotation, molecular function: protein kinase activity; ATP binding.
UAUGCCUCUGGUUUGCGUGUGAGGUUCAACCGCCAUUAAAGUCAAUAUCCAGUCAAUACGCUUCUUCUUCUCAAAUUCGCAAAAACUUAAUCAAAAUUCAAAACACACAAAAUUUCUCUACCUCGUCUCCUAUUUUCUUCAUCAAGAUGAGAUUGAGAUGAGAAAAUCCAAAAACUUCCUCCAGAAUCUCCUCAAACCCUUCACAUCCACCUCCAAUAGAGAUCAAGACGAAGACGAGUUAGGGAGAAUUGCAGAGCGAGAGCAGAAAAACUUUCACUUCGAAGCCCUUGUUGCAGCGACUAAGAAUUUCCAUUCCUCUCAUAAGCUUGGAGAAGGGGGUUUUGGCCCAGUUUAUCAGGGGAAAUUGAGUGAUGGGAGAGAAGUAGCUGUGAAGAGGCUGUCACAGAGAUCUGCUCAGGGGAAUAAGGAGUUUCUGAAUGAGGCCAAGCUGUUGUCACGUGUGCAGCACAAGAAUGUUGUGAAUUUGUUGGGAUAUUCGAUUCGCGGUGAAGAAAAGUUGCUUGUUUACGAAUAUGUUGCGAAUCAGAGCCUUGAUAAAUAUCUUUUCAAGUCUGACAAAAAAGCAUUACUAGACUGGAACCGAAGGCACGAUGUGAUAAUUGGUGUUGCGAAGGGCCUGCUCUAUCUUCACGAACAAGCUCAUUGUACCAUCAUUCACCGAGACAUUAAAGGCAGCAAUAUCCUACUAGAUGAGAAAUGGGUUCCCAAGAUUGCCGACUUUGGCAUGGCUCGCCUUUUCCCAGAAAAUCAAACACAUGUUCAUACCCGUGUAGCUGGUACCAAUGGUUACAUGGCGCCAGAGUAUCUCUUGCAUGGCACCCUCUCUAAAAAAGCAGACGUUUUCAGCUUUGGGGUUGUGGUUCUUGAGCUAAUCAGUGGAGAGAAAAACUCCACUUUUGCCCGAGAUCCUGAUUCUGAUAGCCUGCUUGAAUGGGCGUAUAAGCUUCAUAGAAAGCAAAGGAGCUUUGAGAUCAUGGAUCCAGUAUUGGUGUCAUCAGCAGAUAUGGAACAGAUACCAAUCCUCGUUCAAAUCGGGUUGCUCUGUGUCCAGUCUGAUUCCCAAGCACGGCCAGAUAUGGACCGUGUAGUGGUGCUGCUGUCAAGAAAGCCAAGACAUCUUGAAGAACCGGGUAAACCAGGAGUACCUGGGUCAAGAUUCAGGCGAUACCGUACAGGAACCGCCUCAUCAGUCACCGGGAACUCUGAUGGGUCGAGUUCAAGAUCCUUUGGCUCCACACAGACACGAAGCGCCUCAUCAACUGCGACUUCAUCGAGCAUUGCAAAUACGCGUUUACAUCGGCAUGGAAAGCGUCCAAUUCAAGAUUAGAUUGUAACAUUCUUUCGUACAUAAAUUAGUUUGCAUUAGUUUGUUUUGUGUAAAUUUUUGAGGGAAGAUAAUUUAUCUUCUCACCCUUCCGGCUCAAAGCCUAACUGACGUUCUGCUGGUGUAGAAGAGAGAGAUGAUUGGUAUUUUUACAUAGUAUUUAUUAUUUUGGAUUGUUA